AUGAUUUUUCUGAUGUUGUGUUUCACCAAUUUGGGGAUGGUUUUGGGUCAUAGCCACAUGAACGGGUUUGGGGAACAGCCACUGGCGAAGAUAGCGAUACACAAAACCGUUUUGGCUCUUCACAGUUCCGCUUCCAUCACUGCAGUACCGUUUGUGCUGGGAAUUAAGGGCGAAGAUACUGAACGGGUGACUGUAGAACUUGAGUCUCCAAAACCAUCUGUUGAUGACUGGGUUGGAGUUUUCUCUCCAGCAAACUUCAAUUCAGCGCUUGCUUCUCUCCCAGCUUUGGUGACUGUUGAAGAAAAGCAUGCAGUUGCUGAAAUGCAGUCCCUCACCUGCUUCAAGCUCUGA
This is a messenger RNA of Sphenostylis stenocarpa, 351 nucleotides long. The record is from the annotation of a GenBank genome assembly. NCBI's taxonomy places the organism in Eukaryota, Viridiplantae, Streptophyta, Magnoliopsida, Fabales, Fabaceae.